This is a messenger RNA of Carassius carassius (crucian carp), 2375 nucleotides long. RefSeq names its product SMAD family member 9 (gene smad9). The transcript is spliced from 7 exons. Gene Ontology annotation, cellular component: heteromeric SMAD protein complex. Gene Ontology annotation, molecular function: I-SMAD binding; DNA-binding transcription factor activity, RNA polymerase II-specific; RNA polymerase II cis-regulatory region sequence-specific DNA binding. The coding region runs from base 389 to 1666 and encodes 425 amino acids. The record is from RefSeq and is a predicted model, not a curated record. Lineage: Eukaryota; Metazoa; Chordata; Actinopteri; Cypriniformes; Cyprinidae. Gene Ontology annotation, biological process: anatomical structure morphogenesis; regulation of transcription by RNA polymerase II; SMAD protein signal transduction.
AGUGAGUGAGGCUCAGGCUGCUCUGUUUGAAUGGGAUGAUCCUGUGCAUGUCUGACGUCCUGGGAGAGUUCCAGGAGCUGCGGAUGAAUUCCGCACGAAGGCGCUGAGGCUCCAGUCAGACUGACGCCGCGGCGCUCGCUCCAUCCAAACACACGCGCUGUACACCUCCAAUCGGCGCGAGACUCUCGCGGAAUUACCCCACUACGUGGAUUGUUAUUCGAUUCGUCACAUUAAGAUUAAACGGCUGGCUGCCUGACGAAAAAAUCACCGUCAGGGGGUUUAUUCUAUACCCGCCUGCAUCUUGGCUGUAAAGACAUAAACUGAAGCUCCUAGGUUGGAGUGAUUUAAAACAGAUUUGCCACAAACUUUGAGAAAAAUCCAUUACAAGAUGCACUCCACUACAUCCAUCACGUCCCUCUUCUCCUUCACCAGUCCAGCUGUGAAAAGGCUGCUGGGCUGGAAACAAGGAGAUGAGGAGGAAAAGUGGGCGGAAAAGGCUGUGGAUUCCCUCGUAAAGAAACUCAAGAAGAAAAAAGGGGCCAUGGAAGAGCUGGAAAAGGCCCUGAGCUGUCCUGGCCAGCCCAGUAAAUGCGUUACCAUUCCUCGGUCCCUGGACGGAAGGCUCCAGGUGUCCCAUCGUAAAGGUCUGCCACAUGUUAUCUACUGCAGAGUGUGGCGCUGGCCGGAUCUUCAGUCCCACCAUGAACUCAAAGCCCUGGACUGCUGUGAGUUUCCUUUCGGCUCUAAGCAAAAGGAAAUCUGUAUCAAUCCAUAUCAUUACCGCCGUGUGGAGACGCCAGUUCUGCCCCCAGUUCUUGUGCCACGUCACAGUGAGUUCAAUCCCCAGCACAGCUUAUUGGCAAAGUUCCGAAAUGCUUCCCUGCACAAUGAGUCUCUCAUGCCCCAGAAUGCCACUUACCCCGACUCCUUCCCAUCGAUACCCUGUAGCUCAUUCUCUUCAUCCCCCUCCAGCUCUUUAAACCAGUCCCCGACAGCGCAUAGCUACCCCAACUCCCCCAGCAGUGGGACGGACCCUGGGAGCCCCUACCAAAUUACAGCAGAGACACCUCCACCACCCUACAGUAUGAUGGAGACCUCUCCACCUGAGGAUGUGAAACCAGGGGAGUCCUCCAACCCUAAUAAACUCAUUCUGUCAGCCCCUCAUAGAGACUUGAGGCCGGUGUGCUAUGAGGAACCAGAAUACUGGUGUUCAGUGGCGUAUUAUGAACUAAACAACAGGGUUGGCGAGACGUUCCAUGCCUCUUCCAGAAGCAUCCUCGUGGACGGCUUCACAGACCCCUCAAACAACAAGAACCGCUUCUGCCUCGGAUUACUGUCCAACGUCAACCGAAACUCCACCAUUGAACACACUCGCAGACACAUAGGCAAAGGUGUGCACUUGUAUUACGUCGGGGGAGAGGUGUAUGCAGAGUGUCUGAGUGACAGCAGUAUUUUCAUACAGAGUCGGAACUGUAACUACCAGCAUGGUUUCCAUCCCACCACCGUCUGCAAGAUCCCAAGUGGAUGCAGCCUAAAGAUCUUCAACAACCAGCUGUUUGCCCAGCUGCUGUCACAGUCUGUCAAUCAUGGCUUCGAGGUGGUGUAUGAACUUACCAAGAUGUGCACCAUCAGGAUGAGCUUUGUCAAGCCACCUAGAACAGCAUAGCAACACCCUGCCUACCUCCAGCAGAAGAACCAACUCAUUAGUCACUAGUCAAAUCUGCGCUGGAAAAUAAAAUUACACUAGUUCUAAGGUAUGCUUCUGAUUCACUUAAAAGAACUGAAUCAGUGUAGAAUCCGUUUACACUGGUUGUCCUAGAUGCAUUUGAUUCACCUAGAAGAACCGGCUCAUUUGUUCAGAAAUCAGACUACACUGGUUGAGCUGUAUGCUUGUGAUUCAUCUAUCGCAAAUUCAGAAAAGUCAUCAACGUCAUUCACAAGCUUACAUCUCUUAAGGGGGUUUGCACUUCCAAAUAGAAAUCUUCUAUGUGUUGCUAUGCAAACUUAAUAUGUAGUUAUUCUAAUCGCAGGCUUGCUGUUUUAUGGAUGUCGCUCUGCCAAAACAGACUGCAGAUCCCAUAGCUCUAAGAGUUCUCCAGUUACUGACUGAUGCGACUUCACCCUGCUUGAUUUAUAUGCAUCCACACAAAAAAAACUAUCAAUUGAUUGUGACCAUUUCUAAGCUAAAAUAUGAAUUAAAUGCAAGGUUCGGGGAAACAAGUUUGCAAUUAUUUUUGUAAAUCCUUUAGGUGUUGCUGGUCAAUUGGAAAUUAAAUAUUUUAAAUAUUUGUAUCAUUGUUGUUGAUUUGGUUUUAAAACCUGCUUGUUGCUUUAGACAUUGAAUAAACACGCCCAAGUAUUGAGAAUGAAAUCUG